Molecule: messenger RNA, 1803 nt
Organism: Alternaria postmessia
Lineage: Eukaryota; Fungi; Ascomycota; Dothideomycetes; Pleosporales; Pleosporaceae
Exons: 4
Coding region: 1-1803 (600 amino acids)
Source: RefSeq, a predicted model, not a curated record
AUGGCGAGUCAAACGGAAUCAGAGGAGCGGAUGAACAAUCUCUGCGGAGAAUGUUGCAAACAGCUCCGUACCGGGCUUAAACUCGAAGACCUCUACCAGACAGAGGUCAAGCGACUCGAACGACGGAGUAAAGUAUGCAACGGCCAAAAGGAAAAAACCAAUGCGGUUCUGAACAAAUACGCACAAGCCUCGUGUCGUGAGCUAUGUGACCGCAUGCUCGAAGUACUUCCCCGCGAACUGCGCGAUACCAUCUAUGGGCACCUUCUACCCCAUUCUAACACAGUACCCAAGAGGUUGACUGCCAUGGACUUUGAUGGCCAGGUUCGCCAAGUUUGCGUCGAGAGUAAUGGCUCUGUGGGAUUCUCCACUAUGAUCCCGUUGCAUCUCCACGAGACCGAAUAUAGACCCCAAGAUUUUUACCGAGAAAUACUUGAAAGACUUUUCCAAACGACUACGUUCGAUCUUGGGGACGACUUGAGCCUCAUAACGGCGCUUGGGUCAUGGGAUGGAGGACUCGGCAUCAUACCUGCUGAUUACCCCCUCGACAUUUCUUUCCUUAUCAAAUUCGAUUGGUUAGACCUUCGGUGCAAACACGAUCCCUGGUUCGUUUAUGACACGCCAUUAUGGCCCAAAGUCUUUCUCACUAGACUAGAAGGAUUGUUCAGCUUCAAGCCUGGCACGAAGCUCACCGUCUGUAUCCAGCAAGACAACGUCUGGCAACCGAUCGCACAAGAGGUUAAGGAAUUGGAAUGUAAAGCCGUGGUUUCGAUCAUCUUGCCAACACUGCGAAGGCUCGCCGCCAUUGGUACAAAAACUAAGCUGAGUCUGGAUGGCGUUUGUGAACUGGAAAUCGACAAUGAUAAGGUAAUUCUGGAAGGUAUGGAGGACCCAUGGAAGAACGCGAGGACAAUGGAUGAGAUAUUGGCGGCUGCGCAAAUGAAUGGCAGUGACUGCACAUGCAGGCAACUUCGGAGGCGCGCUUUAAGAGCACUUUCCGAAGAAAGCAUCCGUAAAGCCCGUCUCGCAGCACUACAGCGAGAACUUGCACUUCUGGAAAAGGAUCUUGCCAGCACCACACCAAUGACACAAGAUGCUGUCGAAGAGCUUGCAAAGACGGAAUGCCAGCAGCUUGCCAACGCCGUCUUGACUAAAUUACCGCGUGAGAUCCGCGACAUGAUCUAUUUUCACCUCAGUACACGCGGUCGCGAGCUCAUCGAGCGCGAGCAUUUUCGGACAACCUUGGACCCACUUACGAGAUUAUACUCGUAUGAUUUCGAGAGGUGGAAAGCGCAGCAUUUUCCCGCGCACUACUGGAAUCCUGAAUACGUAUCCCAGCGCUUCUACUGCGAGCUCUUGGAAAACUAUUACCGUACUAGUACGUUCUUGUUUGGUGAUGAUCCGGGGGUAAUGAAGCGUUUCCUCAACACAGAUGAGAUGAAACUUGGGGUAGCUCCUAAAGCACUGGUUUCUAGCGUUGAGAUUGGGCUGAAUGCUGUGUCGCAUGAUCGAGGCUCCUUCCGCGCUUACAUGUUCGGCAUACCGAAAUCACCAGAGCGAAUGCGGGAGGCUCUUGAUGGUAUCUUUGAACUCAGACCUGGAGCUAGAAUCGUGAUUCGAUUCGUGACCGAGGCGAAAACUAAGGAAGAGAGGGAUGAGCAUUGUAAAGGAGCGAUGAAAAUGCUGUUCGACGAAGCGCAGGUGGAGAAGAUGAAGAUGUACAAGGUCAAGUUGGUGGUUGACGAGGGGAAGGUCUGGGAUCUGGCGGAAGCAAUGAAGGAUGAGUGGAUGGCGAUUCACGGGUGA